Monopterus albus (swamp eel) is the source of this 3487-nucleotide messenger RNA. It is a transcript of the gene cul4a, whose product is annotated as cullin 4A. The transcript has 20 exons. Gene Ontology annotation, biological process: ubiquitin-dependent protein catabolic process. Lineage: Eukaryota; Metazoa; Chordata; Actinopteri; Synbranchiformes; Synbranchidae. Bases 512 to 2776 code for a protein of 754 amino acids. The record is from RefSeq and is a predicted model, not a curated record. Gene Ontology annotation, cellular component: cullin-RING ubiquitin ligase complex. Gene Ontology annotation, molecular function: ubiquitin protein ligase binding.
AAGAUGCACCUGGCCAAAUGAACUGUCUGAUAAAAGCCAUUUUGUUGUGCUAGCUAGCUAGCUGUGUGCUACACCAUGGGUUUGUUAUAUACACGUUAACUAUGUCGCUUUUGGGUUUUUGUUUACGGUCUCAAAAUACAGUAAUUGAAUUUGUCAAACUUUGUAAGUAGUCAUGGCUGGCAUGGACUAGCCUUUAAAGUUAAAGUGUUGUGGAGAAGACGAAAGCUGGUAACUUAGCUAAAGUGUUGCAGUGUCAGAUAACAUACUCCUAGCUAGCUGUUUACUUAGCUGACGGUAGUUAUGUUUUCUGAUUAGUUAACCUUACAUUAGUCAGUGUUUGUUUGGAAAUGUGUUUUACAUAGUCUGCGACUGUCUGUGUUGUCAACCAAAGACAACUAGCUCAACAAAGAGGCUGGGUUGCUGUUAGUAAAUAAACAGGCGACUGAAGAACCCAGCUCUAACUAAGACAAACACUUGAGCCAUACAGCGUUAAGCCAAACCUAAUCUGAUAAUGGCAGAGGACAUCCGACAGGACAACAGAGCCAACUUCUCAGCUAUAACGGACCACAACACCAACGGGAUGGCCAGGAACUCCUCUGUGGCCUCAGGCAAAACUGGCGCUUCAAAGAAAUUAGUGAUCAAAAAUUUCAAAGACAGGCCAAAACUAGCAGAGAACUACACUGAGGACACGUGGCUGAAACUACGAGAUGCCGUGGGUGCCAUUCAGAACAGCACCUCUAUCAAGUACAAUCUAGAGGAGCUCUAUCAGGCAGUGGAGAACCUAUGUUCAUAUAAAGUCUCCCCGACACUGUACAAGCAGCUACGGCAGGUCUGUGAAGAUCACGUGCAGGCCCAGAUUCACCAAUUUAGAGAAGAGUCUUUGGACAAUCUUUCCUUCCUGAAGCGAAUGAAUCGCUGCUGGCAGGAUCACUGUAGGCAAACUAUAAUGAUCCGAAGUAUCUUUCUUUUCCUGGAUCGUACCUAUGUGCUUCAGAACUCUCUGCUCCCUUCCAUCUGGGACACUGGGUUGGAACUGUUUCGUAUCCACAUUGUGAAUGACAGUGCAGUUCAGAAGCGCACAGUAGAUGGCAUUUUGGAGCAGAUAGAACUGGAGCGGAAUGGGGAGACAGUAGACCGCAGUCUGCUCAGGAGUUUACUGGGCAUGCUGUCAGACCUGCAGGUUUAUAAAGAUUCCUUUGAGGAAAGAUUUUUGAUUGAGACCAACCGCCUGUACGCAGCAGAGGGCCAGCGACUGAUGCAGGAGAGGGAUGUAACUGAGUACUUGCAUCACGUGGCUCAUCGGUUAGAGGAGGAGAACGAUCGUAUUGUGAGCUACGUCGACCAGAGCACUCAGAAACCACUUAUUAGCUGUGUUGAGAAACAACUUUUAGGAGAGCACAUGACUUCGAUACUACAAAAGGGUUUGAACACCCUGCUGGAUGAGAACCGUGUGACUGAGCUGGCCCUGCUCUAUCAACUCUUCAGCAAGGUGAAAGGAGGACUUCCCACACUACUGCAGUUCUGGAGGGAUUACAUCAAGUCCUUCGGUGGAGAGAUUGUAUGUACUCCAGAGAAAGACAAGGACAUGGUACAAGACCUGCUUGACUUCAAGGAUAAGAUGGACAAUGUGGCACAGAGCUGCUUUGCACGAAAUGAGGGAUUCAUCAAUGCCAUGAAGGAGGCCUUUGAAACAUUUAUCAACAAGAGACCCAACAAACUUAUUGCUAAAUAUGUGGAUUCUAAGUUAAGGGCAGGAAACAAGGAGGCUACAGAGGAGGAGCUGGAGAGAAUCCUCGACAAGAUAAUGAUAAUCUUCCGUUUCAUACAUGGAAAAGAUGUGUUUGAAGCUUUUUAUAAGAAGGACUUGGCUAAGCGUCUGCUGGUCGGCAAGAGUGCUUCUGUUGAUGCUGAAAAGUCCAUGCUCUCUAAGCUCAAACAUGAAUGCGGAGCGGCAUUUACGAGUAAGCUUGAGGGCAUGUUCAAGGACAUGGAGCUGUCCAAAGACAUCAUGAUCCAGUUCAAACAGUAUAUGCAGAACCAGAGUGAGCCAAGCAACAUAGAACUUACUGUCAAUAUCCUCACCAUGGGUUACUGGCCUUCAUACACGCCCAUGGAGGUCCACUUGCCCACAGAGAUGGUAAAGCUGCAGGAGGUGUUCAAGCUGUUCUACCUGGGGAAGCACAGUGGGAGGAAGCUGCAGUGGCAGCCAACACUGGGCCACGCUGUACUAAAGGCAGAGUUUAAAGAGGGAAAGAAGGAACUGCAGGUCUCUCUGUUCCAGACACUGGUGCUGCUGAUGUUUAAUGAGGAAGAGGAAUUCAGCAUGGAGGAGAUUCGCACUGCCACUGGCAUAGAGGAGGGGGAGCUCAGGCGUACACUGCAGUCCCUGGCCUGCGGAAAAGCACGCGUCCUCAACAAGAACCCUCGAGGGAAAGAUGUGGAGGAUGGAGAUCGUUUCAGUUUCAACAAUGAUUUUAGACACAAACUUUUCCGCAUCAAGAUCAACCAGAUCCAAAUGAAAGAAACGGUAGAGGAGCAGGUAAGCACCACAGAGCGUGUAUUUCAAGACAGGCAAUAUCAGAUUGAUGCAGCUGUGGUGCGCAUUAUGAAGAUGAGGAAGACCCUGAGUCACAACCUACUGGUAUCAGAGCUCUACAACCAACUGAAGUUCCCUGUCAAGCCAGGAGAUCUAAAGAAGCGGAUUGAGUCACUUAUAGACAGAGACUACAUGGAACGUGACAAGGAGACUCCUAACCAGUACCACUACGUUGCCUGAGGGGAUACCACUGUCACUGCAAAGCUUUCCUCACAGUGAGCAUACAGCUGGCCCCCCAAAACAGCAUUACAGCCCUUCAGCCACCUGGCUCUCCACUGGUGCCCAUCUUUCUCUCCAUCUACAAUCCUGGACACAGCGUCCAGAUCACACAGAGCUCCGGAGAGACAAAACAGACUUGGCUGUACUGGUCCCACUCUGCGAUAUCUUUAGUGGGACACUGAAAUGUGGCAGGAGAAGUUGUUGAUGGUUGGUUUAUGUGACUUACAAACCUGCUAAUGCAAAACUCAACUGAAAAUAACUAGCACUUUUCACUUUUGUUUUUCUUCUGGAUUGAGUUAAAUUUCUCCCAUGUUUUAAAAUCAAAUUUGUACUAUAGUUGGUUUGUCUUUAGUUUUAAGAUUGUUUUGUUUUUGUUCAAGGCGUUUUCUUUUAUGUAUGGCUGCAUAAACUGCUGGGUGUAAACCUGAUUGUUUGCUUGCUUGAUUUGGCAAAAAACAGCUGUUGAGGACAAGGACAAUGCUUGAGAAGAACAAAGGGAUUAUUGCUUGUGACACAGAUGCCAGCCACUUGGGUAUUUCUUUGCAUAUCUUGUAUGUUUUGACCAAAAUGUCCAGAUGUCCAGUGACAUGUGCUGAUGUUUUUGUAGGUCAGAUUGUAUUCUAUGUAAGGGUGAGAAAAGUAAACCUGAAUAAAUUGGUAUUUAAUGAUUAA